This is a messenger RNA of Blepharisma stoltei, 1743 nucleotides long. NCBI's taxonomy places the organism in Eukaryota, Ciliophora, Heterotrichea, Heterotrichida, Blepharismidae. The record is from the annotation of a GenBank genome assembly.
AUGACUGAGAAAAGAAUUAAACUUAAAUACAAUGACGAAACUUACUGUAUAGGAGCUGCCCCGCACUCAUUAGAAGAGCUAAACAGAUUGGCAAGAUCAGCGAUACCUUCUCUUCAAUCAAUAAGUCAUUUGACAUUUUAUUAUAGCGACCAAGACGGAGAUAACAUAAUCAUCACAACAGCUGAAGGCUUAAUUGAAGCUCUUGAGCAUCACAAUCCUCUUAAACUUUCUAUAAAAAGUGGAACAAAAAUAAGACUACGAGAGCAGCAAAAAUUGAGUGACCCAUCGUUUCAUAUAAGAAGCUGCUAUAAUUGCUUAAAAGCUGUGUUCAGCAUUAUUAUUUCAAAUAGAGUUGUAGGACUUGGCAUUGUUACUAACAAUAGGUUAGCCCUUACUACUUCUAAAGUUCUCCCAACCCCAGAAGUCGCAAAAAACGCUUAUGCAAUGUUCGAUAAGCAAGGCUUCCAAUUUGAUUUUGACCCUUCUCAACUUUGGGCGUGCACAAAUGAUAUCACAUUAGUCAGUUUUUUAGCUCCUUAUUCUUUAUCAGAUUUUCAACCUAUUGGCAUUUCACCUUUUCUUACACCCAAGGAUGGCGAUAAAGUAUAUACGCUAGAUUUGCCUAAAGAAAACGACCCAAAAUCAAGCAUUAAAGUUUUGGAGCUCAAAGAAGUCGUUGGGCCAAAAUUAUUUUAUGAUUCAAGAAGCCCUUGUGGGCCAAGCGGAAGUCCUGUUUUUGACUCAGAAUGAAGAUUGAUUGGAAUACAGACAUCUCAGUGCGAUUUAAGGAACGAAGCAGUUAGAUGUUCAGAGCUUUAUGAUAUGUUUAGACUCCUCCCUAGAACCUCAAUUCUCAGUGAAUUUUUACAACAGAUUCAGCCACAAAGACCUCCUCAAGAAGCCGAGAUUUAUCAAAAUCUCCUCGAAAAUACUCCAUUAGUGCUAGACUCAGUAUAUGGAGUUGUAGCAAGCAAAGACAGCUUUAUACACUUCCAAACAAGCACAAAGCAAACAAACUUUAUCCCUUUAGAGGAAAAGCUAGGAGAUGGGUUUUCGAUAUGCCCACUGCCAUUUGGAGCCUGCAUAUCAGGUGGAAAAGCAGCACCAAGAAGAGCAUGGAUCUACUUUUUAGGCUCAGAAGUCAAUUUUUUCAGAAUUGAUACGCCAGCUCCAUUUUUCACCCACUCCUCAAUCUAUUUAGAUGAUGGCUUUAUCUAUUUUAUUGGGGGAAGAAAUGAUAAUAUUGUGCAAAGAGAAUGCCAUAAAUUUAACGUAAAAGAGAGGAGUUGGGAUAAAAUUGACAGUCUUAGGGCUGGAAGAAGCUAUCCUUCGCUUUGUGAAAUGAACAGAACUCUUUAUGUUUUUGGAGGAGCUGACCAAGUCCACAAUGAAUUAAAUUCGAUUGAAAAAUUAGAGAGGAAUAGGUGAGUGAUAAUGGACAUUAUGAUGCCAGCAGGGCUGCAUGGAGUUUGUGCCUUGCCUGUGGAUGGGGCGAGAGUGCUUAUUUGUGGAGGGAAGUUUGAUAGAACGAAAUCUAACAUGAAGCUCUAUAGGCUAGAUCUUUCUAGGGCAACUUUUUCAGUGCUAACUGCUGGAUCGAAGCUAGGAAUCAUGAGCUGCUGCUAUCCAAGUUUCCAAAGGGAUAAUAUCUAUGUUUAUAAUCAGAAUGGAGAGCUCAUUGAAUACGUGAGCCAAACCGGUGAACUGAAAAAAUAUAAAAAACCUAUAAUAUUCGAUAUUUAA